Amoebophrya sp. A25 is the source of this 839-nucleotide messenger RNA. The record is from the annotation of a GenBank genome assembly. Lineage: Eukaryota; Dinophyceae; Syndiniales; Amoebophryaceae.
AUGCACACACUGAACGGACGCGACAACGGGUAUGUGAAGACAAUCAACUCUGAUUCCAAGUGGUAUCAGAAAUUCAAACUUUGGAACUUAUGAUCAUGUCUGGAAAAAAUGUCCCAUUUCGAGAAGCAUCUUCUUGGACCACCUCCCUUGUAACAAGAGGAAACGAGUCCAAGAUGACUGACUUUCAAGAUGGUUUUCCGGGGGAAGCUCUAAGAAACCGUGGCAAUGAUAACUCGCGCGACCGCGUCACUUUCAAUCUGGCUUUCCAAGCGCCGCCGAAAGCGAAAGUGAGCGAGGGUGAGCAACAUGAUAGUAUUAAGGCAAGAUGAAAGGUCCCAGUCACUAUCAAUGUCACUAAUUUAUAUUAAUUUAACUUCAAUGUAUCCACCACUUACAUAACUUGUUCAAGGGAAUUUUUUUUAUGCAUAGUUAGUCCGUCGUGGUCCUGGUCUCAAGUAGAUCUGGAAGCCAUAAAGAUAAAUAGAACAGCUGCUGGUCAAAGUCAUCCUCUCUCUUGUACACAGAAGCCAUGAAAAUGGAUAGAAUCCCUGCUCAAAGUGGUCAACAUCCACAAUCCCCCAUAUAAACUCAACAUUUGACAAGGACAAGCACGGAUCUUAAUGAUUCAAUGUAGCACUCACGACUCGUCCCUGUAAGUCUAAAAAUGAGGAAAAAGAGCUUGGCCAACGAGAAGACGACGAAGGACCAGACGUAAAAGACGAAGACAAACUGCCACAAGCUGAACAAGGCCGCGUCGAUGUGGAGAAAAGAGAAAAACGAGAGCAACUGGCAAUGACGCGGUCCUUCAUGAUGGCCUACGUGCGCUUGCAGAUCGCUAG